This is a messenger RNA of Lathyrus sativus (Indian pea), 1038 nucleotides long. The record is from the annotation of a GenBank genome assembly. Lineage: Eukaryota; Viridiplantae; Streptophyta; Magnoliopsida; Fabales; Fabaceae.
AUGGAAGGAGAGAGAAAACCUAUGCUUCUGUAUUUCACUGGUAAAGCCCUAAAGACUCAAACCUAUUGCAGUAUAUCAGAUACAUCUAAAUCCAAUUCUAUACGAAUUCUAGAAUUUGGGAAAUCAAAGCUUCUAACAGUUCAACAUGGUUGGUUUCUUUGGGAAAACAUUAUAUCAAAAUAUGUUAGUAACUUGGUUCUCUGGAAUCCAUAUAACCUUAACAAAAUCAUUCUCCCACCACUUGAACACAAUGGCACCGCUAUUGGUGACUGCAUUUUGUCAUCUCCUCCAUCCGCAAAUCAUCAAACAUGCUCCAUUUAUUUAUUUUCAUCCCAUAGGCCUUCAAUAUUUUACUACCAACUUGGAGAUCAACAAUGGAUUGAAGUGUGCUUUUUUAAUGGCCUUGUUAGAGGUUUUGCGACGCAGGGUACAACUCCUUCUGUGACCUGUUUUGAUAACCCAGUUUACUGCAAUGGUUGCGUCUAUGCAGGGUACCAUUCUACCCACUACAAUGAUUCCCUCUGUGCAGAGUACCAUUCUAUUGUGGUAGUUAUUGAAAAACAUCAACUUAAUGGCUUUACAAUCAACUGCUUAUUUUGCCUCAUGAGAAAACAUCAACCAACUAGUUUCCAGCAACUUAUAAGUCACUUGAUUGGAUCCAACAACCAACUAUUUAGAAUUGAAAUUUUCCAUGUACUGGGUAGGGUUACUGCAGUUGUUGUUUACAAAUUUGAUUGUUCUCAACAAGUGUGGGAAACAGUCCAGGUUUUCAAGUUGAAUGAGUCUAAUAUGACAUGGAUCAGAGUUGAAAGUCUCAAAAAUCACAUGCUUUUUCUUGGUAAAACAUCAUUUUCUGCCGUCGCAAGCAUUCCUGGAAUGGAAAACAAAAUUUAUUUUUCAAGAUUUUAUGAGCACAGUCUUGUGUUUUAUUCAUUAGAAACAAACAACUAUCACACAUUUCAACAUGAUCAAGUGGUGGAUAUUCAUAAUGUGAAAGAACACUUGAAAGGCACAUGGAUUCAGCCAAGAUGGCAUUAA